CACGUUGCUUUCUGUGCUGACUCUGUCUCCUUCACUACGGAUUUUGGCUACAUUUUCUUCCUUCAUCCUGAGAUAAUUCAAUAUUUCUGGAACAAGAAGUGUCCCAAAAACAAAAAGAUUUUCCAAAACUUCAGCUCCUGAAAUUUUUUCCUCCACUGUGGGAACAGACAUCCGGCUCCUUCUGUGACUGAGGACGGUGGAGUGAAUCAUGCCCUCCGACUUUCUAACACCUUUCCUGGAGCUGGAUGAGGAGUUCUGCAAGAACUUCCGCGGUCUGGAUGUGACAGAUGGUUUGUCCACCAGCUCGCAGCAACACAGUCAAAGGGUCCUCGGCUUCCAGAGACGCCACUCUCUCUGCCCCGUGACCCUCCCCAACUCCAAGUUCAACAGCUCUGAGGUGACUGAGACCUGCUGGGGCCUCAACCUGGCCUCCAACCAGCACUGGAACCGAGAGGGUCAGCUACCCCGCACCUCGCUCAGCCACAUCCCCUUCAGAGUCGACCGCUCGGUCAGCAUGAUUGAGGGAAAUGUCACCAACUUGGGGUGCAGGGGAGACAAAAUGUCAAACGUGUCCCCACCGCUGCUGCUUCCACCUCCAGGUUUGUGUGCCAGCAACACCUCAGUCGGUUCCACUACUUCUACGUCUUCCUCCAGACCACCAGUGCCACCACCUCACAUCUCCACCCGGUACAAAACUGAACUCUGCCGCACCUACGAGGAAAGCGGGACCUGCAAGUACGGAGCCAAGUGCCAGUUCGCUCACGGCUUUGAUGAGCUCAGAGGCCUCAGCCGGCACCCAAAGUACAAGACAGAGCCCUGCCGUACCUUCCACACGAUUGGCUUCUGCCCGUACGGCGCCCGCUGCCACUUCAUUCACAACGCCGACGAGCUCAACGCUGCAUCUCCUCAGAAGCAGAAGCUGAGGCCUCCUUUGCUGCGGCACAGCCUCAGCUUUGCAGGCUUCUCUUCCCCCCACACCUUCCAACCAGUCGAGGAGUUGCAGCCUUCCUCUCUCCUCUUCUCCCGAGCCUCCUCUGUUACACCUCCUCCAUCCUCCACGGGGAGCCCUGAACUCCUCUCUCCUCCCUUUCCUGAGCCGGGGGCCCUGAAGCAUUACCCCUUCUCUGGGGUCAGUGACCUGGCAGGCGACAGAAGUGAUGCAGGCCUGCGCUUCAAUGCUACGACCAACUCCAUCAGUAGCAGGUGUUCCUCUAACUUAACCUCCAAAAACCUCCCCUUCCACCCCCCCCAGCAGCUGCCAGCCUCUCUGAACAGCCGCCCCAGCCUUCAGCGCUGCUCCUCGGCCGACUCCCUCUCCGAGGAGGGCUACACAUCCUCCUGCUCCCUCAGCUCGUCCUCCAGUGGCACAGAGUCACCAAGCUUCGAGGGCCGACGCCUGCCCAUCUUUAGUCGCCUUUCUCUUUCCGACGAGUAGGGGAGGGUUUUACUGUAGGGCUGAAUUUAACCCGAGACAGAGGGUCUAACUGUUUUAAUUCUGCUGAUCUGAUACUGGUUGCAAAGGAUUAAAACUUUAGGUUUUCCAUUCCUUCCUAAAUCCAGCCAAGGAAACGUACCUAUCUUUGUGCAUAUUGCAUUUCUUACCCAAGCAGUUGUAGCGCUGCUCAGUGUUCGUCCAGUUUUAGCUGACUUUUGUUCUAUUAACUUUUUAUUUUAUUAUGAACUUUUCUUCGAUGCCAAUGUUACUGCUGUAUACUGUUGUAUACCCAUGUCUUAGGUUCUGUGUGAGAACUCGUUGAUAUUUGUGUUGUUUGCCCUUCCUGUGAUUGGUGUGCUGUCCACUAACAUGGAAACUUUUCUUUUUAAAGGCCUUCAUUUCUAUUUCAGUUAUAUUAAGGGCUCAAACUGUUUGCAAUGACCCAUGCUGUGACUGAUUGAUUGAUUGUAUUUGCCAGCCGUUUUAACCGCCUGGCGAGGAUUCAGCCGAGCUUAAACAGCACAAGUGUAGGCAACCCACUGACUCUAGUUACCAAAGCUGAUGUUAGACUUCUCCUAACCUACCCGUACUGUUAACCUCUAGCCUUAGACAUGACAGAUAAUAUACAAUGUUAUGUUUAUUUCUUUAGCUUAACACCACGUUAGACCUAUUUAUUGCUUUUUGUUUGAUUUGUUGCUUAUGAUUGUGUGUUUUUAUAUAAAAAAUGCCGGAGAAAUAAGGCUUUACUGAUGAAUUGCUCACAUUCUCUGUCUGCGUAAACCAGUAGCUUUAAAAGAAAAGGCUUAUGGGGAGGAGAGGAAAGAGAAGGAGGAAGACAAACAUUUUGGCAUUCUACGUUUAUGUUGCCUUACUGGCUAAUGGGCCUGGCAGGAAUCAGGACUGACCCAGUUCUCACGUCACAUGCAGCUCAGUGGUUUCUAAGACAUCCUCAAUCAUUCGCUGCAGGUGUGAGUGGACGGUUGGUCGCUCUCCUCUCCGUUCAGCCUCAAACCUCCUGACUGUAAUGAUUUAAAAAAAUAUUUGAAGUUAUACAAACAGAAGUGGUGGUGAAAAUGUGUGAGACGGCAGUUGGAAAUUAAGCAUGUGUAAAUUCCCUUUUUCUCCUGUAAAAGCUGAUUUGAUUUGUCAGAGUUUGGCUCCAUGACAAUGUGUUUGUAGGUAAACUUCUGUUGCACACCAGCUAUCCGCUAACUCUGACCAGCAGGUGAAAUCACACGAGUUUGAGUGAAAUCAAGCAAAGUUUUUCUUGCUUGUUUUCCUCAUUAAUCGGCUCCGCCUGCCCUGAUGAGGCCAGAGAUGCUUCUUAUUGCUGUAGCUUAUCGAAGAUGAUUUUUGGUUUGUUUUUUUUAAACUUUUGUUAACUUAAAGUCUUAUUUAUUUUUUUCUUAAAGCAAAAACCUAUAUUGUGUUGUUUGAUAAUGUGUUUUUUUUUUUUACAUAAUUUAAGUGUAUCUAUUGUUUACAUUCCAGCGGUUUUGUCAAUAACUUUGCCCUUUAUCUUAAUAUA
Melanotaenia boesemani (Boeseman's rainbowfish) is the source of this 2963-nucleotide messenger RNA. RefSeq names its product mRNA decay activator protein ZFP36L1. Gene Ontology annotation, molecular function: metal ion binding; mRNA binding. The record is from RefSeq and is a predicted model, not a curated record. Bases 209 to 1435 code for a protein of 408 amino acids. The transcript has 2 exons. Lineage: Eukaryota; Metazoa; Chordata; Actinopteri; Atheriniformes; Melanotaeniidae.